This is a messenger RNA of Coccidioides posadasii C735 delta SOWgp, 669 nucleotides long. NCBI's taxonomy places the organism in Eukaryota, Fungi, Ascomycota, Eurotiomycetes, Onygenales, Onygenaceae. The record is from RefSeq and is a predicted model, not a curated record.
AUGCUUGUUGCGUCGAUUUUCAAGGUGUUUUAUUGGUUCGGUGCAUAUUAUUCGUUUCCGUUACUCUUACAGGCGAUGAUGAUGAUCGGAGUACAAAUACUGCUGCUGAAGGUUGCCCUUGACCAUCGACCCCAAUCUCCGGUUGACCAUAAACCAUUUUCCGGGCAGCUUCCCGGAGGCCAUUCCGAACUUAGAAGGCCGUAUGACUUUUGGCAGUGGAAAGCGACCAGACCUUACUGGACCUUCCUCGCUUACCUUGGCCUCUCGCUUUUCCUCAUCCAUGUCCUGAUUCCCCCAAUCUCGAAUUCGGAAUUCUACAUCACACUGCUAGGUUUCGCCGGCCUAGGUGUCGAAGCUUUCCUUCCCGUCCCCCAAGUCCUCGCCAACCAGAGAUCGAAAUCAUGCAAAGGUUUCCGCCUUUCUGUUCUCACAGCCUGGUUACUUGGAGAUGCAAUGAAAUUGAGUUAUUUCUUUUAUAACGGCUCUUCGGUUCCUUGGGCAUUCCGAGUUUGCGGGAUGUUACAGUGCGUUUGUGAUUGCUACUUGGGUGUACAAUAUUGGAUGUUUGGUCAUGGGCAACUCAGCCGAGUUGAGAAGGCAUCUGCUGCUAAUUCUGGUGAUGGUGUUGAUGGCUGGGGCUUGAAAGAUAUAGAUGUGCGAUUGUCAUGA